This is a messenger RNA of Phyllostomus hastatus (greater spear-nosed bat), 1412 nucleotides long. It is a transcript of the gene PPP1R36, whose product is annotated as protein phosphatase 1 regulatory subunit 36. The transcript has 11 exons. Gene Ontology annotation, molecular function: phosphatase binding. The record is from RefSeq and is a predicted model, not a curated record. NCBI's taxonomy places the organism in Eukaryota, Metazoa, Chordata, Mammalia, Chiroptera, Phyllostomidae. Bases 105 to 1265 code for a protein of 386 amino acids. Gene Ontology annotation, biological process: negative regulation of phosphatase activity.
CGCGGCGCCAGCAGGGACUGCCCGGCGUCCCCCAGCCCGGGCGCAGUUUCAGGGCGCGACCCGCCGGUUGCCGGGCGACGCUGUGAGGCCCAGUGUGUGAGACCAUGAAUCAGCAGUCAGGAUUACGAUUAGGCAUGUGGUACUGGAAAGAUGAAACCAAAACUCUUGAAUUCAGAAGUUUUACACCUGCCAUAGAACUCAAGGAAAAAGCAAAGAAAGGCAAAGCAGUUCACUUUGCUGAAAUUGAUGGUGGAGCUGCAGACAGGCUGACAGAUAAAAGAUUUGCCUCAAGAGAUGCUAAGUCACUUCAAGCCUUAGAGAAACGAGGCCAGCAGGGCAACGUUACACUGCAGGAUGCCAAAUUUGUGGCUUUGCUUUUGCUACAAGAGACUGAGAUGCAGCGGAUCUGUUCGUUUACAACUUUUAUGAAGAAUAAGAACCUUGACAAUUUCCUCAUGGCAUUAUUGUACUAUCUAUCUCAUUUCUUGGAAAAAAUGUCACUGGAAAAGAAGCCCAAGAGCUGUAUGGUGGGCCUUGUAGAGAAAAAAGAGAUGGAAUUGGUUUUAAGUAAGUUAGAAGCGGCACAGAAAUACUUGGCGCAUAAGUACUGUGUCCUUGUCCUGGGCGUGGGGAUGCCCGAUAAGCAUCACAUGUGCUGCGGAAAGGAAAAAAUAUCAGAUACACAAAAAGACUGGAAAUUCUUUGAGUCCUUUUAUACUUUCUGUACCUCCGUGGCUUGGAUUGUCUUCCGCCGUCAACACUUCAUAGAGAUUGAAGAAGAAAUAGGGAGGCUCUUUCGUACCAACAUGUUCAAUAUUCCUCGAAGGAAGCGCGAGGAUGAAGAAUUAGGAAGGGAAAAGAAAUGCAUGACUUUUGUACAAUUCAGGAGAAUGAUGGCAAAACGCCCAGCAAUUAAAACAGCCAUUAACAUGCGCUCUCCGGUCAUGUCUACUCUGCUGCCGUCUCGCAGAGAAAAAGCUCAGAAUAUCCUUGAGAAAAAGUAUCAAGUAGGCACCCAAUUCCCAGCUGAGAUGCAAAAGGAUAUGGAAAAUCUGGACUCUGUGCCCAUGCCAAUAGUUGGCAUCUUGGGGGAGCCUCGGUGUCUGUUCAACCCCUAUACUCUUCUCCCCCUCGAACCAGAAGAAAACAUGAAAUCGUCUGCGCGACAGUCUUUUCUGAUGGAAAGAAAUCACGCGAGGCUUCAGGACACACUGCGCUUAGAAACGAGAACACGGUCUUCCUCCCAAACAACAUUGCCUGAAUAAUCUGGUACAUUCCAUUUCUGUAAUUAAAUCCCUAUAAUUAAAUUACUUGGGCUUAAUCACUUCAUGUCAGACUAAUAUUUGUUUUUAUUAAUUUUUUUAAUUGUUGAAAUUAUUGUGUUAAAAGUUCAGCAACAGACUAUUAAAGAA